This is a messenger RNA of Endocarpon pusillum Z07020, 5043 nucleotides long. RefSeq lists its product as uncharacterized. Gene Ontology annotation, cellular component: nucleus. NCBI's taxonomy places the organism in Eukaryota, Fungi, Ascomycota, Eurotiomycetes, Verrucariales, Verrucariaceae. Bases 1 to 5043 code for a protein of 1680 amino acids. The record is from RefSeq and is a predicted model, not a curated record. Gene Ontology annotation, molecular function: transcription factor binding. The transcript has a single exon. Gene Ontology annotation, biological process: positive regulation of transcription by RNA polymerase II.
AUGUCCGCCAGUCAACUGGCGAGGCAGAAGUCACUCUCAUCGAGUUCGAGAUCUAUACAGCCUUCCCAACAGAAGGGCAAGGGCCCAAUUGUCACACCGCCAUUUGAGCCAUGCGCUGCCACGGCCUCCUUGUUCCUCUAUGCCCAGGGUACUUCGAUCCUGUGCCUCCAUCACGAUACGCUGGCGCUUGAAAGAAGAUUUGAAAAGCAUGCCGAUAACAUACAACUUAUCUGCGUCGACAAUGUGAGCGAAAGAGGUGCAGGACGACUCGUGGUGAGCUAUGAUGUUGGACAGACAGCCAUUGUGUGGGAUUUGUUCAGUGGUCAGGAAAUUGCUCGCUUUGCCUCAUUCGAGCAUAUCACGGUUGCUGCAUGGAUGCGCAAUGGGAAUGUGGCGUUUGGAAACAGCAAGGGAGAAGUCAUCCUCUUCGAGCCUUCGACUUCGGAGCAUAUAUCGGCCAGAACAAUAUAUGACCCAAUCACGGCACUGGCGCCAUCUGCCGACUGCAAAGCAUAUGCCAUUGGAUACAACAACGGUUCGAUUCUUUUGGCAACGCUACAACCUACAUUCACUAUCCUGCAUACGCUGACGACACAGCGGGCGCCCUCGCCGAUCGCUGCACUUGCCUGGCAUGCUUCGUCCUCCAAGCAAAAGUCAGACAUGUUGGCUACGCAUACGUCGGAUGGAGACCUGCGCGUGUGGAGUGUGUCCAAGCCGCCGACUGGAGAUGCCCCUCGAGUAAUUCGAACACUAAGCAAGUCUGAGAACUUUUCACCAGGCCGCAACUGGAUUUCCUGGUCCAAGAACGGGCGCAUUGUUCAGUACUCAGAGCGACAGACAUGGUCAUGGGACGUACGGACAAAGCACGUCACCUACGAAAUCGUGCCUACGGUAGACGAUGUCAGAGGCUUGUCAGGAUACGGGCCUACAGCUACCCUGUUCACUCUUGGUCCCAACCAUACCGUACAACAAUAUGAUCUAGAUCGGCCUCAGAUGGUUGCCCACGUCCAACAUCCUCCCAUGGCGGUGCCACCCACGCCACCGGAGGAAUAUAACCGACAACUAGGCUUAUCAGCGUCCGAGAGCGAAGAAGACGUCAGCUCGCCCAUCACAAGGGCGAACCGCCAAGUAACGGCAUUGGAAGCAGCCCGUAUUGAAAGGGCCCAGACCGGAAGUCCUCGCUCCACCCGCAGCCGCACAGAGUCCCGAAGCUCCCAAGCCUCAAGCACACAAGAACGACAUGAGAAAAGCGCUGCGUUGGGACGCACCGAUAACAACAGCACAGUCUUCUCGUUUGGCACACAAUCGCAAAUCGCGAGAGACCCACCACCUACUAGCAGCUCGAUGACUUACCCCUCGUCAAUGCAAUCACCAGCUUCGAUCAAAUCAGCUAGGAAAGGUUCAAGGCUGAAGCAAGAGGUACUUCCUAGUCCAGAAGAAAGACCUAUCAAGGAGUUGUUCCCGUAUACCCGCUCUCGGCUGAGCGACAUUCCUUACAAACCUCCUCGGGCGUUUGACGAAUUAAGUCUCACACCAGACGACCUUCGGCGCCAGAUGUUGAGUACCGUAUUUGGGUGGGAGGAGGACAUCGAAGAUCUUAUUCGUGAUGAACUAAGCCGACAUCCAGUCGGCAGCCAAAGUGCUGUCCUUCUUUCCAAAUGGCUCGAUGACGAUCCCGACCAUAUGGCUUCCAUGAUGGGCGCUGGUGGCGCCACCUCAAGUCUGGACUGGAUGAUGCUUGCUUUGAGUGGGCUAGGCAACCAGGUUCAAUCCAAGAAGAUAGGUGAAGCAUUUGUGGAAAAAAUGCUGGCCAAAGGCGAUAUCCACGCUGCAGCAACAAUCCUCCUCAGCCUUGGCGACUACAAUGAUGCAAUUGAGGUCUAUGUAACAAGACGCCACUACAUGGAGGCGAUCCUCUUGGCUUGUCUGUUGAUGCCUCAGAAUUGGCAGAGACAGUCGUACCUCGUUCGUGAAUGGGGUAAGCAUGUGGUGGAGAACUCGGAGCAACACUUGGCAAUCAGAUGCUUCUCCUGUACCGCUGUUGAGCCAUCCGAGCCGUGGACUUCUCCCACUGCCCAAAUGGCAGCCAAAUUCACCGAACAAGCUUAUACCAGUCAAUACUCAGAGCCUGGACAAGCUUCUGGCGCACGUCGUGACUUCCUCAAUGCGCCCACCCCUGUCGCCAUGGGACCUCCUCAAGCUCCUGUGAAGUCUUCACUUCCUGGCCGGCUGACAGCCAAGACCCAGGCUCUGAAGCUGAUCACCUCCUUCGGUCCACACAGCCAAGGGCACUAUAAAUUCCCAGGUCUGAAAUCUGAUGAUCGAACCCCAACCAACGCUCCUGGGAUCACACCAAUUGCAGAGUCGGCCAUCGGCGAAUCUGCGAUGACUCCAGGAGGCCUCGGCUCCUAUCGUUUGAACAAUGUUCGCAGCAUCAACAGCGCGCUCUCUGCACGCACUGCAACACCUGGAGGAUAUUCUCGACAGCGACUGCCGUCUAUUGGCGAGACUCCGAUUGACAUUCAUCCUCCUGCAUUUCCCGUAUCCAGCGCACCGAAACCCCUGCCGACCCCUGUGGACUCGGGCUCUGAUAAGGAGAAAGAGUCAGCCCUGGCUCAGAAUGAGGUUCAGCCGGGCUCUAAACCUGCAACAGAUCUACCACUCCUGCUGACAUCAGCAAGAUAUGAGCCGAAGCACCAGACUCCAUCCAAAGAAACUCCGCUCACCGCCGUAGGUCCCACGACCGCGAUCGAAUUGCAACCCGUUCACGGGCCGCCGUCUCCAUCUCAGGGCAUUUUUGAUUCAUUAAAGAAAGACUCGCGUACUCGAAAUGGUUCACGAGACCGGAAGCCGGAUGGGCUGUCGAUACAGUGGCCGCCUGUUGAAGUGACGAUGAAUGAAGCCGAGACAGACCUGUUGGCAACCUUGGCCGCAGAGAUGCCGAGAUCGGACACUACAGGCACUUACAUAGACACUCACAGCGAUCUGGCAAGCCCGCCAACCACGGGCGAUAGCUUUCGAACGUUGAAAAGCCCAAGCGUCAGUGGACGGAGCAUUGAUCAAUACAUCAGCAGCCUCGAAGAAGCACACUAUUACACCAAGCACCAGCAAAGCUACCGCACCGGUAGUCGAGAUCGUAGCCAUGGGCAGGCUGGGGAGAGGAAAAGAAGCAAGCACCGCCUCCGAGCACCCUCAGAGGAAGAUCGUGGAAGAGGUCGAAUGAUUCCGCCCGCCAAAAGGUCGCCCUCCUCUCCUGUCUCAAUGUCUCCUGACGAGCUGAACUUGUACAACGCCAGUGUGGAAAGUUUUGAUUCGGUCCUGCAGUCUAGGUCAGAAGCCGGGUCGGUCAAGCCCGAGCGCAACCGGGGCAAGUCUUCCAACGGGAAAUUGCGCUCUGGUUCCAAGACCGGUGAUCGUCAUCGACAUCGAUCGGCCUCUCGUCACAAGGAAGGCCACAAGAGCCGACACUCGAGUAGAACAGUGAGCCGCCGCCAUAGUCCUGACCCAGCCCAUGAACAUCGUGGCCGCACAAGGAGUAAAUCUAAGCGAGACCAAGCUGGCUUGGACUCACCUACAUCUCCUCUACCUAUGUCGCCUUCUGGUUCCGACCGACCAAAGCAUUCUGAUGCUGAACAAGUCCUUCGCUUCGUUGCAAGCGAUAGACAACGGCUGCAUGCUCAACAUCGGAGCACAAGCCGAAGCCUGAGCCGGAGACCUGACCGCGGCUCCAGUGCUAGACGUGAUGCAUCUCCGGACCGCAGAAAGGCAUCCAGGACAAGAUCUAGCAGUCGUCAACCUCAUGAACGUGAGCCUGGGAUGACCAGAAAAGGCAGCCUUUCCCAUCGGAAUGAGGCUGGCAUCCAUAGUCGACACCGAGACCCAUCUGCCGAUCGGCGACACCACGAAGCCCUGCCAGUGGCCCCUAUGCUCUUAGGCCGUUCAGCUCAACUAUCGGAGCUCAACUUGGAAGCGAGUGCAAACAGUAAUCCACAAUUCGUAGCGGAUAAAAGGAGGAAAGAGUUAGCGGCGGCUGAGCUUGAGGCACGUCGGUUGUCUUUGGCAAGAAGACCAUCAGCUCCGCCUAUUCCUUUUCCUGGUCAGAACAUGUCGCCCAAUCACUCCAAAUCUCGCUCUAUGGGUGGCGCACCCGCGCUGAUGCGGUUCCACACCGACAACAGUGCUACUGUACAGCUGCACAACUUGGCUGGGAGAAUUCACGCGAAGCAUUCUCCCAAUGAUCCUUUCAGCGCUGACGCGCAUUCGCCGUCAAAGUCCUCGCUCAUGCCUCGCAUGGGUCUUCCAGCAACUCCACGAGCAAUGCGGUAUCCCGCAUUAAGCCCGUCCUCUGGUGAGGAUACCAUUUCAAACAUGCAUCAGAAUCCGACGGUGCUCUCCAAUGAUGCCUAUCAAGCCGACAUGCUUCCAGACUUCCCACGAUCUAUGUCAGCUCCGAUUCCAGACUAUGGCUCCCCUCCCAUUCCUUCCGACUUGCCUUCCCAUCCAGCAUUUGACAGACGCCUUCCAACCAGCAGAUCAAGCAGCAAGAAUAGGGAGAUUGCCUUUUCGCCGCCCGGCGCAAGACAGCCUGAUUCUUCCAAAGAACGAUUACGAGUCUCUCCUCGUGAAGCUCUUUCCAACGGGAGAACAAUCACAACCAACGUUGAGGUCCCACCCAUGCUUCCAGAAUUACAACACCUGGCCACUCCGCCUCCUCCACCGCCACCACCUGCAAUGGCUCACCACUCGCCUAUCAGCCACAAUGGAGACGUUGUGACCGUUGGCUGGCCUGAUCCAUCGAGUUUGGUCGAAGUGCCUGGCCCAAAGACAGCGCCGCCCGUUCCCACAAAUUAUGCGGAAAAUCCCCAAGGGGGUCAUCGACGUGGAAGAAGCGUCAACGAGAAUUUUGCAGGGAAGAUCCGAUCCAUCACCACAAGAUUGAGGUCGACAAGCCGUGGGAGGAAUACCAAGAGCCCGCCCGCUGAAGCUCAGACACCAAGUCCAUAUGAAAGUGUACCUGUGCAUGUGGACUUUAGUGUGGCUUGA